This is a messenger RNA of Mugil cephalus (flathead mullet), 2653 nucleotides long. It is a transcript of the gene usp14, whose product is annotated as ubiquitin specific peptidase 14 (tRNA-guanine transglycosylase). Gene Ontology annotation, biological process: proteasome-mediated ubiquitin-dependent protein catabolic process; regulation of proteasomal protein catabolic process; protein deubiquitination. Gene Ontology annotation, molecular function: cysteine-type deubiquitinase activity; proteasome binding; protein binding. Lineage: Eukaryota; Metazoa; Chordata; Actinopteri; Mugiliformes; Mugilidae. The transcript has 16 exons. The coding region runs from base 179 to 1654 and encodes 491 amino acids. The record is from RefSeq and is a predicted model, not a curated record.
AGGACGGAUGUAGCAGAUGUCAGAGCGCGUCGAUAAGUUCCCAGCGUGUUGUUGCAGCGUCAUUGUGUUUGAAUGAAGUUCAGACUGAGAACUAGCAGCCAACUCUCCAUUCGCGCCCCGGUGGACUGAAACAGGAAAAAAUAAAAGAGAGUUGAGGAAGUAAAAGAUCGCAAAAAACAUGCCGGUGUUUACAGUGAACGUGAAAUGGGGCAAAGAGAAGUUUGAUGCAGUGGAGCUCAACACCGAGGAGCCUCCCAUGGUGUUCAAGGCUCAGCUCUUUGCCUUGACGGGAGUCCAGCCAGACAGACAGAAGGUCAUGGUGAAGGGAGGCACCCUGAAGGACGACGAGUGGGGAAACAUUAAACUGAAAAAUGGAAUGACUUUACUGAUGAUGGGCUCAGCAGAGGCGCUGCCCGAGGAGCCUGCUGUCCGGCCCAUGUUUGUGGAGGACAUGACUGAGGAGCAGCUGGCCUCAGCGAUGGAGCUUCCUUGUGGGUUGACAAACCUGGGUAACACCUGCUACAUGAACGCCACAGUGCAGUGUCUACGUUCUGUGCCAGAGCUGAAAACUGCACUCAGGAGGUAUUCAGGUGCCCUGCGAUCUUCAGGGGCAAAUGCACCAUCACAGUACAUCACAGCAGCCCUUCGGGACUUAUACGAGACCAUGGACAAGACCUCGUCCAGCCUCCCACCCAUUAUUUUGCUGCAGUUCCUUCACAUGGCUUUUCCACAGUUUGCUGAGAAGGGCGACCAGGGACAGUACCUCCAGCAGGAUGCCAACGAGUGCUGGCUGCAGAUGAUGAGAGUGCUUCAGCAGAAAUUGGAGCCACUAGAGCCAGAGACUGCCAUGGAGACCGAGUCCGAGGGUGGAGCUGCGUCCGCCUCCGCGAAGAAGAACUUCAUCGACCAGUAUUUCGGCGUAGAGUUUGAAACUUCCAUGAAAUGCACAGAGUCUGAGGAGGAGGAGCCAAUCAAGGGCAAGGAGAGCCAGCUCCAACUCAGCUGCUUCAUCAACCAGGAAGUCAAAUACCUUGCAACAGGACUGAGACUGAGACUGCAAGAAGAAAUCACAAAAAUGUCUCCAACCUUGGACAGAAAUGCUCUGUAUAUAAAAUCUUCAAAACUUAGCCGCCUCCCUGCCUACCUGACUGUUCAGAUGGUCAGGUUUUUCUACAAAGAGAAGGAGUCUGUGAAUGCAAAAGUUCUUAAGGACGUCAAGUUCCCGCUGAUGUUGGAUGUUUACGAGCUGUGCACCUCAGAGCUCCAGGAGAAAAUGUUGCCCGUCAGGUCAAAGUUUAAGGACAUCGAGGACAAGAAGCUAGAGAAACAGCAGCAAAAGGUGGUGAAGAAACCAGACGCAGCAAAAGAAGUGAAAUACGAGCCUUUCUCAUUCCCAGACGACUGUGGUUCCAACAACAGCGGCUACUACGACCUGCAGGCUGUGCUGACACACCAAGGCCGCUCCAGCUCAUCAGGUCACUACGUGGGAUGGGUCAAAAGGAAAGAAGAUGAGUGGGUCAAGUUUGACGACGACAAGGUGAGCCUGGUGUCCCCAGAGGACAUCCUGCGACUGUCCGGGGGCGGAGACUGGCAUAUAGCGUAUGUUCUACUGUACGGCCCCCGGCGGCUGGAAAUACUUGAAGAGCAACAGUAGCUGUGGAAGAUUUCUUAGACGACAUCCAACACACGCACACGUACAAAAAUGCCAUUUCCAAGCACUGUCUGCAUAGAUGUGCAAUAAAACUGGUGUCUUUAAGGAUUUGAUUACCUUAAUUAUUAUUUUUUUUUUUCGUUUGUUUUUUGUAACCAACAACAUGCUUGUAAAACGAAUUCCGUCAAAAAUGGUGUUAAGUAUUCGACUAUAAUGGGCUUUGAAAAAACGGAGAGAUGAUGAGAGGCGACCUCUGGACUGGAUCCUUAACAGGCUUUGAAGUCUAGCGCUGCAGUUUCAUUAAAUGUUUUAUACACAUUGUAUAUUUUUUAAAGCCUUUGAUAAGGUGCUCAUAUCAUACAAAGCUUAAUAUUUCUCUUUAGUCAUUUAAUCAACUUGUACAAAAAGGAGAGAAAAAAGAAAAAGCAUAGCUGAGCUGUUUGUCCUUGACAUUCUGGCUUGUACCUCCUCAGAUGUUUUUAUGGAACACUGUAAAGCCUUUGUUCACCUGUUAAAGCCCGCUGGGAAAUUUGGGUUCAAUCUCAGGCCUUUUAAGUGCUUGGCUCCCAUCAUCUCCUGGAAUUGUUCUCCGAUGUAUUGACAGUGGGGUUUUCUUCUGCCAAAUCUUCACUAAUGCUCUUUUUGGAGGGGGAGUGUGUGUGUGUGUGUGUGUGUGUGUGUAUGCGUGGAGGUGGAGGUGGAGGGGGGGAUGUUUGAGAACAGGUCGCCCUUGUGGUGAACUGCGUGCGGUUAAAUAAAGACUCGAGAUUCAGCCGUGAUGGUUUUUUGCUCCGUGAGCUUUGAACAUUGUUCUCGCUGACGCCCGUAUUGACGGCUGUACCUUUUCAAAAAAAAAAAAAAAAAAAAUGCUACGCUUCACUUCGUUUCUCCGUGCAGGUUUCCAGAUCGCCCUGCCACAACGUGUAAAACAUCCACACUCUGUAAUAAGUUAUUGACUGACUGCUUUUCAUAGGUGGUGAAAAAUAAACUGUUCUACCACGA